Polypterus senegalus (gray bichir) is the source of this 1626-nucleotide messenger RNA. It is a transcript of the gene exosc4, whose product is annotated as exosome component 4. The transcript has 3 exons. Bases 68 to 805 code for a protein of 245 amino acids. Gene Ontology annotation, biological process: U4 snRNA 3'-end processing; rRNA catabolic process; poly(A)-dependent snoRNA 3'-end processing. Gene Ontology annotation, cellular component: cytoplasmic exosome (RNase complex); nuclear exosome (RNase complex); nucleolus. Lineage: Eukaryota; Metazoa; Chordata; Cladistia; Polypteriformes; Polypteridae. The record is from RefSeq and is a predicted model, not a curated record.
GCGAUCGCAGAGGCUGCUGGGAUUUGUAUUUCCUCCCCUCUCGUGUACUGGUCGGGUAGGAAAAGACAUGGCUGGGAUCGAGCUACUCUCUGAUCAGGGCUACAGAGUGGAUGGCAGGAAGCCGAACGAACUGCGUAAAAUACAAGCCCGAAUGGGAGUGUUUAGCCAAGCCGACGGAUCGGCGUACAUCGAGCAGGGCAACACGAAGGCGCUAGCGGUGGUAUAUGGGCCGCACGAGAUUCGAGGUUCUCGUAGCAAGAGCCAACAUGACAGAGCCAUCAUUAACUGUCAGUACAGCAUGGCCACCUUUAGUACUGGUGAGCGGAAACGUCGACCACAUGGAGAUCGUAAGUCCAGUGAGAUGACUCUUCACCUCAAACAGACUUUUGAGGCAGCCAUAUUGACACAGCUGUAUCCACGAUCACAAAUUGACAUUUACGUGCAGAUUUUGCAGGCUGAUGGGGGCAACUACAGUGCAUGUGUCAAUGCUGCUACUCUUGCUGUGGUGGAUGCUGGAAUUCCACUGCGGGAUUAUGUAUGUGCCUGUUCUGCAGGCUUUGUUGAGGACACACCACUAGUGGACUUAAGCCAUUUAGAAGAAUCAGCAGGUGGCACCCAACUCUCCCUUGCUGUGUUGCCCAAGGCUGAACAUCUAGCUUUGAUAGAGAUGGACUCUCGACUACACCAGGAUCAUCUUGAAAGUAUGAUGGAUGCAGCUACACAGGCUUGCAAAGAUCUUUAUGCUGUUCUAGAUCGGGUAGUAAGGGACCACCUUCAAGAAGUGACCACAUCAAUAGGGGAGUGAAAAUGCACUGAGAAUGAGUAUAUGGACUCGCUUGAACCAAGAUAUUCUCCUUAAUAAACACUCUCUCUAAUGAAUUAUCUUAAAAUACCUUUGUAAUGGUCUAUAUCCAGAGACAUAUGGAACUGUCUGCAUAAUUUGCUGUCUCUUGAGAAAUAUGUAGUGACUACUGAGUGAAAUUAAGAGCACUGCUGCCCAGGUAUGUUCUGAUUCAUCUUUCAACAUUAUGCUUUGUGUUCAUGGGUUAUUGUUACCCAUAACUACAAAACGAGAAUGUUCUUCUUUUAUGUGAUUGUCUUUUGAACAAGGCUAUUUUUAGUUGAUCACACAAUCUUUAAAAUGACUUUCCAUUCUACCAUGUAUGGGUUUUCUCUGCAAAGUUCUUUGCGGGAUGGUUGUUUCUCAGAUGUUGCUCACUUGUCAACAUGGACAUUUGAUACAUUUCUUGUUUGGUCAGAUUGUUGUAGAUUUUCAUUAAUGAUUAUUGUUAGUAUAAUAUUUAAAUCUGUACUUGCAGUUUUUUUUUUUUAGGCUCAGUGUCAAAAAGUAUAAAUCUGAUUAUUCUGAUACAUAUUUUCAAAGGGACAAUUCAAGUGAGUUAGGUAGAUUAUAAUAUACCAUAGUACUUAAAUAAACUAACUAAUCUGGCAUCCUCAUGCCAAUAUUGUGUAAUGAACUGCUUACGCAGUUGACUGUGGUUUUUUUUUUUUUCCCCCCCAGCACCACAGUCACAGUGGUGCAGUAGAUACAUACUUAACCCGAAUUAUUUUUGCUAAUUAUUUUUAUUGCUUUGGAUUUUAAAUAAUAAACUGUAUUUUCACACA